UCGAUCUGAGCUACAGUCUCCACACUGUGUCGAGCGCCCCGCUCUUCGGCCCGAGAAGUGUAUACGUGCCUUGUCCCAGUUUUCAUAGCACGGCCCGGAUAGCGGACGUAACACCGGAGCCUGUGUGUGGAUGAGGGUUUAUUCGGCCACCGCCAUGCUAGUUAGCGGCGCGUUUCCUGUGACAGAGCUGAAGCUGGUGGGCACUGUCUAGCUGACGCUUAGCCUGCUUUGUUUCGCGGUGGUGGAGAGGCGCUCCGGCCGCCUCGCGGGCCCGUCGCGGCGAUGGGUAUCCUCUUCACCAAGCUGUGGAGGCUUUUUAACCACCAAGAGCACAAAGUCAUCAUUGUGGGUCUGGACAAUGCUGGGAAGACCACUAUAUUGUACCAGUUUUCUAUGAAUGAAGUGGUCCACACCUCACCCACAAUAGGCAGCAACGUGGAGGAGAUCAUGGUCAACAGCACGCACUUCCUCAUGUGGGACAUAGGCGGGCAGGAGUCGCUACGCUCCUCCUGGAACACCUACUACACCAACACAGAGUUUGUCAUCGUGGUGGUGGACAGUACAGACAGAGAGAGGAUCUCUGUCACCAAGGAGGAGCUCUACAAGAUGCUUGCACAUGAGGACUUAAAAAAGGCUGGCCUGCUGGUGUUUGCCAACAAGCAGGAUGUGAAAGGUUGCAUGUCAGUGGCUGAGAUCUCUCAGAGCCUACAGCUCACAUCCAUCAAGGAACACCAGUGGCACAUCCAGGCCUGCUGUGCCCUCACUGGCGAAGGGCUGUGCCAGGGUCUGGAGUGGAUGAUGUCACGGCUGCGCGUCAGAUGAUCUCAGACCCGCCCCCUACCCCCCAUCGCCUCUGAGGAAACUCACACGGGACCCUCACGGUUAUUUAUUGCAAACAAUAUUCCGACUGGGAACUGCGAACAAAAUAAACUAAACAAACACUACUCCAGCAGGACUCCAGCAGGAGGUGAACAGAGGGAACUUCAUGUUCUCCAUGGUUGUGCUCCAGGACUGUGAUGAGGAGCUGAACUCUGGCUUUGUAGUGGCCUCUGGCUUCGGUGUGCCUGCCUCAGGCUCCUUUAAUGUAUGGGUCCUGCGGAGAGUGAGGGCUAAACAAACCCCUGUCAGUUGUGUGAAGUACAGCAAAAUAAAGUCUCUAUUUGUUAUAGGCGCA
Messenger RNA from Paramormyrops kingsleyae, 1174 nucleotides. It is a transcript of the gene arl5a, whose product is annotated as ADP-ribosylation factor-like 5A. Gene Ontology annotation, molecular function: GTPase activity; GTP binding. The record is from RefSeq and is a predicted model, not a curated record. Lineage: Eukaryota; Metazoa; Chordata; Actinopteri; Osteoglossiformes; Mormyridae.